Epinephelus lanceolatus (giant grouper) is the source of this 4581-nucleotide messenger RNA. Its product is annotated as sialic acid-binding Ig-like lectin 5. Gene Ontology annotation, molecular function: sialic acid binding. The record is from RefSeq and is a predicted model, not a curated record. Gene Ontology annotation, biological process: cell adhesion. Lineage: Eukaryota; Metazoa; Chordata; Actinopteri; Perciformes; Serranidae. Gene Ontology annotation, cellular component: plasma membrane.
CACAGCUGAGAAGAGAGCAGGAGAGUCAAACAGGUGUUCGUGCCUUUGAAAGAAGGUGUUUGUGGAGGGAGAGACUGAGUGACUUAAUCGUCAAAUUAGGAUGUUUCUUCUUGUCUGGGUGACUCUGCUCUUCGCUGUGGGAAGCAACUAUGCCAACAAAGAUGCAUCUCAAGAACAAACAACAUGCUCUCAAAAUGGACCCUGCGUCAUGCUUAGUCAUGCAGAACUAACAGCAGAGGCUGGACUCUGUGUUGUGAUACCUUGUCAUUUUACCACUGAUCCUGACAUCCCUUUGGAACUUAGAGUCUGGCACAAAUGUGAUCCUUCUAAACAGAACUGUAGUGAUUCUGACAUAGUGCUCCACUUGAACAACACCAGUCCUAAUGCUCAUACUGGGUCUAGAGUACGAGCGUCACUGUUGGAGCCUGAUCUGAGCCAGAAGAACUGCAGCAUCAUCAUCAAUGACCUUAGUGAGUCCCUCUCUGGAUCAUAUCAUUUCAGACUUAAUGGUAUCCUGAAUGGAACAGAGCAAAAAUAUGCAUCUUCUGGAGCAUAUGUCACUGUAAAAGGUCUGACCCAGAAGCCCACAGUGAUGAUUCCUUCUCUGACAGAGGGACAGCAGACCACACUGACCUGCACUGCUCCUGGUCUCUGCUCUGGAUCUGUUCCUGAAAUCACCUGGAUGUGGAGAGGAGCAGGAGGGAAGGACUCUCACAUCACAGGAAACAAUACUGAUGUCAAGACUGAGAAUCUGACUGCUGUCACUCAGAGACACAGCUCAACUUUGACCUUUAACGCUUCAGCCAGACACCACGACACCAAUGUCACCUGUAAGGUCAGCUUUGCAAACAGCAUCUCAACAGAGGAGACGGUGACUCUGAACAUCAGCCUGAAAGGCAACACGGCUACAGAGAAAAUGACGACUCCUGACGUGACCAAUGUGAAGAAAUGUGAAAUAACUGGAAAGACAAGUGUAAAUGAGGGGGAUGUUCUGAAUCUGACCUGCAGUUUUGAGAAUUUCCCUCCGUCUCUUGUCAUGUGGAGUAAAGUCCCAUCCAAGAAAAACCUGAACAGUGUACCUGAUACUAACCUGCAGAACAGCACUGGAUCAGCCACUCUUGUCAUCCCUAAUGUAACAGCAGAACAUACUGGACAGUACAUCUGCACAGCAACACAUCUGAACAAAACUCUGACUAUGUAUGCCAAUGUCACUGUGAUUUUGUCUCCAAAGAUCCUGAAGAGCUCCGGAUGCAUUCAUCAGUCAGAGGUCCUGACUUGUGUGUGUAUUAGUGAAGGGUUUCCUUUGCCCACCAUUAAAUGGCCACUGUUGGAGAACCACACUGAGUAUUCAGUCCUUAUCACCGUGUCAAACCACACGGUCAACAGCACUGCCACCCUGACUGUAAAAGACCACAGCACUUCUGUUGAGUGUGUCAGUAGCAAUACAAAUGGGGAAGCAAAAGAAAACUUCAUCAUAAGCAAUGCAGAACAGAAACAAAAAGAAGAAGGUGAAGUCAUAAAAGUGUUACGAAUUAUCACACGGUGGGAAAUUAUCAUUGCAUUUUCGGUUGGCGCCUUUCUAUCUGCAAUCAUUUGCUGUUUGGCAAGAAAAUGUCACAGAAAAAAACAAAGGAUAUAUGGAAAUCUGGCCGAGACUCUGGAGAUGGUGUCAAGUCACGAGGAUCCUCCGGUAGAUGCUGGUCAAGCAGUGGAAGAUUAUCAGGCCAUCGACCAAGUGGCAGAUGAAGCAAGAGGAGCCGUGGCGGCGGGGAAAUCGGAAGUGGAGUACUCUAAGAUUGAUUUCUCCCUGAUUAAAAGGAAGGAUCCAGAAGAGGCAGGAGAGACACAGGGGACCACUGAGACAGAGUAUGCUGAAAUUAAAGAACUAAAGAAAAUUAAAGAAGAAUCAGAGCAGGAUCAAGAUGAAGAGGGUGAGGAGGAAAUGACUGGUGAGGAUGAGGAGAAAAAACAUAGUGAACCAGAGGAGAAGGAAGGUGAAGGUGAAGGUGAGGAUGUGGCACUGUAUUCCAGUGUUAAGAAAACAAAUAAAUAAGUCAGAUCUGAUAGUGCUGCUUAGGUGUUUGAAGAUCAAGAUUACUUCUGUAAUUUGCUCUGAUUAGAUGACUUCUUGCUGUUGUGUGAUUUUUUUUUUCCUGCAACAUAUUCAUUGAUUUUGUGGUUUUCAAAAGCUAAAUUGAGCCUGCGGUAACCCUCAAAUGAUAUUGUGUAACUGUCAUAAGGUAGUACUAGUCAUAAGUGAGUCAGCUUUGUACAGUAGCAGCAUUGACCACUGUGCAGUAGUUUUUAAAAAGUUGUAUUAGUACAGAGAUUUGUAGGUAAUUUUUUGGACCUACAAGAGCAGCUGUCAUUCAAAUUACAUUGUUACCACAACAAAAGUACAUAUUACAUGUACAAAUCAUACGUAAUAAAGAUAUUUGUACCUUCUUGUGACCUAACUCAACAUUCAAGACCUACUCUAAAGACUAUAGAACUAAGAAAAGGUAAAAAGCUGAUAAAAGUUACCAGCUACAGCUUUAACUGCUGAAUAUAGCAAUUUUAACAUAUUAUUGUGCUCUAUAUAGUAUUAUUUUUAAAGACCAGAGAGCUUAUAUCACAUACAAGGACAAUUUUUCAGGAUUUAGCGACAUCUAGCAGUGAGGUUGGAGAUUGCUACCAGCUGAAUACCCUCAGUUCACCCCCAUUUAAAGAACUUUUGUUGGCCUUCAGGUAACCAUAGAUGUAUUGGGGCGCCCGAUGGCUCAGUGGGUAGAGCAUGUGCCCCAUGUACAAAGGCUGUGUCCUGGCUGCAGCCUCGACUCUGGCUUACAGCCCCUUGCUGGGUGCCCCUCUCCUUCCCCCAUCACGCUUAAUAUCUGUCCUGUGGAUUAAAGACAAAACCUUGUCUGCAGUUUGAGAUGUCCUGUCAGUAGUUUCAUAGAUCUUUUUCCCUGCAAUACUGUGAAUUGAAAGCGAGGCGCAAGAGGCCCUCUUUACAGGCAGUGCUAGGUUUGUCCAUUCUGGGCUACUGUAGAAAAAUGCCAGUGAAACAUUGCUAACCCUUCAGAUAUGAAGGGAUCAUUCUAAGGUAAUAAAAACACAUGAUUCUUAGUUUCAGGUGAUCGUACACUAAAAAAACACAGCUGAGAAUAUUAUAUUCUGUUUCUGCUAAUAGAUCUGGAUUACGGGUCCUUCAAGUUAUCUGAGAAUUUAGUUCAAAUUACUUUGUAUUUGAUAUGAACACACAUAUAAACCCAAAUUUACAGCACUGUCUUCUGCUGUCACAAAGACGGGAAAUCACUGUGUGAGAGGAUGUGAGCCUAAAAUAGCAUCUGAAACACCAACCAGGUGUCAGUUGUUUUGCAUACUUGGUUCCUCAUAAAAGGGAAGAAAGCAAAAAUCUGUGGCUUGGCUUUUAAGAGGCUCACAUACAGUAUACAUGCCUCCUUCAACUUUAUUGACAUUACUCAGUUCCUUUUUAUUGGUAAUGCCCCUGUAAGGCCUAUGUAGGGAAACCCAAAAUUCACAGUAAAUGAAAAGAAAAUGAAACUGUCAUACUGCUGAUUAUGUUUUUUGUGUUUCAAGGUGGUAGGCCAGAUUCUGAAAUUCAAGUCUUUAAACCUGAAUUGAAAAUAGGUAAUCUGUCCUUUUCCAGAUCUGUCACACUUAGGCUGCAUUCACAAAUGCCAAUCCUGCAUUCACUGAUCACUGGUGAUGAGACUGGAAAAACUCCCACAGUCCAUGGAAACAAGUAAUACAAUCUCUUUCUAUCAUUAGAUAUUAUAUUGAGUAAAAGAAAUAUAGCAUAUUAACAGCUCAUGUGCAGCCUGCUGUCCUACAAAGGAGAGCACACACUGUGUGUGCAUGCAUUUAUGUCAGUAUUGAUACUACACUGAUGAUAAUUAAAAGUCUCUAGAUCUUUCAAGCCAACAUAAACAAACUUACUAAGACAAAUACUCACUUGCUUAGACUGAGAGAGUGGUUUUCUCUCCACCCACACACAAAAGGGCCAUUUAAGUGACACUCCCACACCGGCCCACAACCCUGCAGCUUAUUGCUGCAAAAUCUGAUUUGCUGUGAAUGCAGUCUAAAAAUUUGUUGUAAAAUUUAGGAAAUUAAAAAUACUUGGUUAAGGCUUUAAGUUUAAUUUAUCUCCGUCAGAUUUUUUGUUGCCAUUUUUGCAUUUAUUUUUGACUGUUAAAAGUGUAGAGGGACAGGAAAAAGUGGAGAGAUGGGGUUUGACAUGUAACAAAGGUCCCCAGCUGGAGUCAGAUCAUGGAUGUUGGGGUAAUGCAAUAUGCACCUUAACCGUUCAGCAGUCAGGUCACCUCAUAGCUCCUUUUCCGGUUUAUAUUGAUAAUAAAAUGUAUAUUUUUAGGUACUUAAUAGCUACUGAUGACUGUUUGGUCUUCCUCUCCUGUCUGGACAUGAACAGUUGUACUAAUUAGUAAAUAUUUGCACUGUAAUAAUAGCAAUGAUAAUAAUGUAAGAUGUUUUAAAUAUAAAUGUUAAUGUAACAUAAAUGAUGCUGUAUUUUAAAAAUGUGUUUUUGUAUUAUAUUUUUUAUGUGCUUGUAAAUGUGUG